AAGCAGGAUCCUGGAGAUAAUUGGUUUAACAUCCCCCUGACGAGCAAGUUUGAUUUAAAUAGUAACGAGGCAGGCACAAAAUCGACUGGCUUCUAGCGACACAGCACAGAGCCUGCCCUACUUCCCCAGCUCCGUUGGACUGAACGCCGGAGGGAAACGGAAACCCCAUCGCUGCUGAGCAAGGUCUGACUCACAGGACAAUGGACACAGCCAGUAGAUUGGAGAGAUACGUCCAUGCUAGGGGAGACAGCCUCCCUCCUGGUGUGAAUGGGGCAGUGAGCUUUGGGGACAGAGCUACAGCGAAUGGGACCACCGCCUUCAGGGAUCCCACUGCUAAGCCCAGGGAGACCACAUCCCAUGAGGACUCCACAGACCCUGGGGAUGGUACAAUCAUACCUGGAGAUGCAGACGCUGCCAUGCUCCAACCUGAAGACAAUGAUGCUUCCAGCGCCACUGCAGACACUGCCACCAUCACCGUCACGCCUGGAGAUGAUGACAGCGCCAGCAUCGACGGACGCAUCAGCUCCAUCCCUGGAGAUGAUGACUCUGCCCCUGGAGACGGAGACAUCAGCCCUGUCCUCGGAGACGGAGAUGCCAGCAUCGCCCCCAGAGACGAUGACAGCUCCAGCACCAACGGAAGCAUCAGUCCCAUCCCUGGAGAUGAUGGUGCCACCCCCCCAAUGGAGACACAGCCAUCACCCCCGGAGACACAGCCAUUGUCCCUGGAGAUGCCACUGUUGCCCCUGGAGACAAAGCCAUCGUCUCUGGAGAUGCCACUGUUGUUCCUGAAGACUCCACCAUCACCCUUGGAGAUGCCAUCGUCACCCCUGGAGAUGGCACCACUGCCCCCAGAGACACUGUCACUCCUGGAGACACAGCUAUUGCUCCUGUUGGUGAUGAUGUCACUGUCCGCGGAGACGCCAGCCCCUGCCCCAGGGACGCUGCCUCUGUAGAUGUCACCACCGCUGUGAGGGAAACCACCGCUGGAGACCUCACCAGCACUGCAGCUCCUGGAGACAUCAUCACCUCCCCCUCUGGGGCCACCCCUAUGCCUGGAGAGAUGGUUAUCUCUAGAGACACCACCCCGGCUAAGCCGACCAUUCCCAGCCAGCUCAGCCCUCUGGGGCAGCCUGGCACGCCUAGGGACAGUGGCAUCCCCAGGGAGACCACCACUUCUGCUGUGGCCAUCAGUCCUGCAGCCAGUGUGACCCAUGGUUGGAUCACUCCCUUUGGGGGCACAGAGACCCCAGGCCGGGGCACCCAAGGGAGCCUCACUGUUUCCAGAGAGAUCACCACAGCCCCUGGAGACUCCACCAGCACCGGAGAUACCACAGCUGUCACCAUUAUCUCAAGAGACACCGUUGCUUCCGCCGCCCUUGGAGACAACACCACCGUUUCUGGAGGAGACACCGACAACAUCGUUGCCUGCCCUGGAGAUGCCGCCAAUGCCCUCCGAGACUCCAACACCUCCCUUGCCACCCCUAGUGACACCACCACCUCUGGAGACGCUGGUGCUGCUGCCUCUGGAGACGCCAGCACCACUGAAGCUGGAGACACAGGAGUUACUACCACUGCCUCUGGAGACAAAACCACCACUGCCAUCCUUGGAGACACAACAGCCCCUGGAGGUGCCACUGCCCCUAGAGACACCAUCAUCCCUGAAGAUAGCAUAGUCCCUGGAGAUGUCACAAUCAACACCACAAACCCUGGAGAUGCUAUCGUCCCUAGAGACCCCAUCCCCACUACCAGCACUGCCCCUGGAGAUGCUACACUCCCUGGAGAUACCAUCACCACCAUCACUGUCACCCCUGGAGAUGCUGAAGUCCCUGAAGACUUCAAAAUCCCUGGAGAAACCACCACCAACACCUGUGGAGACACCAUAAACCCUGGAGAUACCACCACCACUGCUGCUGCCCCCAGAGAUACCACAGUCUCUGGAGACAUCACCACUACUACCAUCCCUGGAGACACCACACACCCGAGUGACACCACCACUGCUGCCCCUGAAGAUGCUGCAGUACUUGGAGACACCACCACCACCAUAGCCACCCCUAGAGACGCUGCAGUCCCUAGAGAUGCCACCACCAUCACUGCCACUGCUAAAGAUGCAGCAGUCUCUGGAGACUCCACCAUCACCACCAACACUGCUCCUGGAGACACCAUCACCAUCACCAUCACUGCUGCCCCUGGAGAUGCUGCAGUCCCUGGAGACACCACCACCACUGUCACUCCUGGAGAUGCGGCAGUCCCUGGAGACACCACCGCCACCCCUGGAGAUGCAACUGCCCCUGGAGAUGCCACCACCAUCACUGCCCCUUCUGAAGAUGCAGCAGUCUCUGGAGACUCCAUCAUCACCACCAACACUGCUCCUGGAGACACCAUCACCAUCACCAUCACUGCUGCCCCUGGAGAAACUGCAGUCCCUGGAGACACCACCACUGUCAGCCCUGGAGACAACGACAUCCCUGGAGACACCACCACCUCCUCCCCAGGAAAUGCCACCACCAUCACCACCCCUGCUGAAUAUGUGGCAGUCUUUGGAGACCCCAUCACCACUACCAACACUGCCCCUGGAGACACCACCACUGCUGCCCCUGGAGAUGCUGCAGCCCCUGGAUACACCCCCACCGUCCCUGGAGACACUGAAAUCCCUGGAGACACCAUCACCACUGCCCCUGGAGAUGCUGCAAUCUAUGGAGACACCAUCACCACCACUGCCCCUGGAAAUGCUGCAAUUCCUGGAGACACUACCACUGCCCCUGGAGAUGUUGCAAUCCCUGGAGACACCACCACUGCCCCUGAAGACACUGAAAUCCCUGGAGAUACCAUCACUACCACUGCCCCUGGAGAUGAUGCAAUCCCUGGAGACACCACCACCAUCCCUGGAGACACUGAAAUCCCUGGAGACACCAUGACCACCUCUGCCCCUGGAGAUGUUGUAAUCCCUGGAGACACUGCCACUGCUGCUGCCCCCGGAGAUGCAGCAAUCCCUGAUGACACCACAGCUGCCCCUGGAGACGCUGCAAUCCCUGGAGACACCACCGCCGCCGCUGCCCCUAGAGAUGCUGCAAUCCCUGAAGACACCACCACCGCCCCUGGAGAUGCUGCAAUCGCUGGAGACACCACCAUCGCUGCUGCUCCUGGAGAUGCUGCAAUCCCUGGAGACACCACCACUGCCGUUGCCCCCGGAGAUGCUGCAAUCCCUGGAGACAUCACCACCACCGCCCCUGGAGACGCCACCUCCAUCACCGCCACCUCUGGAGAUGCAGCAGUCCCCGGAGACACCACCACCACCACUGCCACCCCUCGAGACAGCACAGGCUCUGGAGAUGUUGCCACCACUGGUGCUUCCAGAGACCUUGUGGUUCCUAGAGUUUUCACCAUCACCCCUGACCCUGGAAACAUCACCACUACUACCAUACCUGGAGACACUGAUGCCCCUGGAUAUGACAAUUACUUUGCUGACACACUUGAAGACACCACCUUCAUCACCGUCCUUGUAGAUACCACAGUUCCUAGAGUCAUUGGCACCACUGCUUCCCAUGGAGACACCCCCAUGGAUCCUGGAGACACCACCACCGCCAUGCCUGGAGACGCUACAGUCCCUGGAGACACCACCACCGCCAUGCCUGGAGACGCUACAGUCCCUGGAGACACUACCACCGCCAUGCCUGGAGACGCUACAGUCCCUGGAGACACCACCACCGCCAUGCCUGGAGACGCUACAGUCCCUGGAGACACCACCACCGCCAUGCCUGGAGACCCUACAGUCCCUGGAGAGACCACCAGUGCCACCCCUGUAGAUAGCACAGUCCCUGAAGACAUCAGCACCACUGCUGCCCAGGGAGACACCCCCACAGUCCCUGGAGACACCAACCCCGAUGGCCCCGGAGGCACCACUGUCCCUGGAGAUGCAGCUGCCACCACAGAUGAUGCUGGAGAUGCAACCGUCCCUGGAGCUUUCCCAGUCCCUGGAGACGUUCCUGCCACCACAGAUGGCACCAGAGAUGGCACUGAUACCCCUGGAGACACUGCUACUGCUGCCCUUGGUGAUGAUGGGGAUGAUGCCCAUGGAGGCGACACUGCAGCCACCACCCCUGGAGAUGAUCAUGAUGCCCCAGGAAACACCAGGGCCCCCAGAAAGUCCAUCAUCCCCGGUUGUCUGCUAUGUGAAGGUCAUUACCAUCAGCUCUGCCGCCUUAAUGGAGUCAGUGGCGAGUUCAUUUCCUUGAGGUCCUUCUUUGGGGUGGUACCCCCUGAUCCCCAAUAUGCCACCUCGGGAGGGGGGCUUGGGGUGAGUUGCCCACAUGGGCUGCAGUGGAAUAUGAGGAAGACACUCAUCUAUUCUACACUUCCCAGGCUGUGGAAUCUAGAGCAGAAACCUAACGGGAAGCUGGAACCAGCCCCACGUUCCCAAGGCCGGGACAGUCGAGCUAUGCAAUACGCAGAAAAUGGGGGGGUAGGUGAUGGGCUGCUGCAGGGACCAGGAUCCACCACAUCCCCUCCCCCGGGCACCGUGACUGGAACUGACACGUCCCCUCCCCCGGGCACCGUGACUGGAACUGACACGUCCCUUCCCCCGGGCACUGUGACUGGAGCCGCCACUUCCCCUCCCCUGGGCACCGUGACCAGAGCCGCCACCUCCCCUCCCCUGGGCACCAUGACCAGAGACGCCACGUCCCCUCCUCUGGGCUCCGUGACCAGAGCCGCCACGUCCCCUCCUCUGGGCACUGUGACCAGAGCUGCCACGUCCCCUCCCCCGGGCACUGUGACCGGAGCCGCCACGUCCCCUCCUCUGGGCACCAUGACCGGAGCCGCCACGUCCCCUCCUCCAGGCACUGUAACUGGAACCGCUACAUCCCCUCCCCUGGGCACCGAGACCAGAGCCGUUACGUCCCCUCCCCUGGGCACCAUGACCAGAACUGCCAUAUCCCCUCCCCAGGGCACCAUAACUGGAAUCACCAUCUCCCUUUCCCUGGGCACCACGACCGGAGCCACUACCUCCCCUCCCCUGGGCAACAUGACUGGAGCUGCCGCCUCCCCUCCCCAAGGCAACAUGACUGGAGAUGCCACGUCACAUCCACAGGGCACCACGACUGGAGAUGCCACGUCCUAUCCACAGGGCACCACGACCGGAGAUGCCACAUCCCCUCUCCAGGGAACCACAACCAGAGCCGCUACGUCCCCUCUACUGGCCACCAUGACCGGAGCCACCAUGUCCCCUCCCCAGAGCGCCGUGACCAGAGACACUACAUCCUGUCCAUCGGGCACCGGAACCAGAGAUGUCACGUCCCCUCCCAUGGGCACUGCGAUUGGAGCCACCAUGUCCCCUCCCCAGGGCACCAUGACCGGAGAUGCCACGUCCCCUCUCCAGGGCGCUGUGACCGGAGCCACUGUCUCCCCUGCUGACUCCACUUCGACUGCUCCAGCUCUCACCACCCGAGACGUCGCUACGUCUGCAGUUGCCACCAGGACCCCCUCAGCUCGCAACACCCCUGAUGCCAGCACAUCCCUAGCCCCCAGAACCGCAGCUCCACCCAGCAUUGGGGCAACUUCCACCACGACAGGUACAAAUCAGAGCCCAAGCACAUCCAGCACCACCUCUAGCAAGGCCACCGUCACCUCCAGCUCUGCUGCCACCGUGAGCCCCAGUUCCACUCCCCCUGAGACCCUCAACACCGCUGGCACCGCAAACCCCAGCUCUGUGGCCACCACGACCUCCAACUCUGCUGCCCCCGUGAGCCCCAGCGCCACUCCCACUGAGACCCCCAGCACCUCUCCCACUGCAACCCCCAGCUCCACUCCCCCUGAGACCCAAAGCUCCUCUCCCAGUACAAGCCCCAGCUCCACUUCCACUUCCACCCCCAGCUCCUCUCCCAGUGCAAUGCCCAGCUCCGCUGCCACCUCAACCACCAGUUUCUCUCUCACUGAGACCUCCAGCUCCCCUGCUGCCUUGACCCCCAGCUCCGAUGCCACCACAACUGACAACUCCACUCCCACCACAAACCCUAGCUCCACUCCCACCACAACCGACAACUCAACUCCCUCCUCAACCCCCAGCUCCAUAGCCACCAUGACAGACAACUCCACUCACACCUCCACCCCCACCACGACUGACAAUUCCACUCCCACCUCAACCCCCACCUUCACCCCGACCACGACCGACAACGCCACUCCCACCUCAACCCCCAUCACCACCCCCGACACGACCAACAGCACCACUCCUCCUUCAACCCCCAGUUCCACUACCACAACGAGUGACAAUUCCUCUCCCACCUCCAUCCCCACCUCCACUCCCACCACGACAGACAAUUCCACUCCCAUCUCAACCCUCAGUUCCACCCUCACCAUGACUGACAACUCCACUCCCACCACAAACCCUAACUCCACUCCCACCACGACCGACAACUCAACUCCCUCCUCAACCCCCAGCUCCAUAGCCACCAUGACAGACAACUCCACUCACACCUCCACCCCCACCACGACUGACAAUUCCACUCCCACCUCAACCCCAAGCUCCACUCCCACUAAGACUGACAACUCCACUCCCACCUCAACCCCCACCUUCACCCCGACCAGGAGCGACAACUCCACUCCCAACUCAAACCCCAGCUCCACUCCUACAACAACUGACAACUCCACUCCCACCUCAACCCCCAUCACCACCCCCGACAUGACCAACAGCACCACUCCUCCUUCAACCCCCAGUUCCACUACCACAACGAGUGACAAUUCCACUCCCACCUCCAUCCCCACCUCCACUCCCACCACGACAGACAAUUCCACUCCCAUCUCAACCCUCAGUUCCACCCUCACCAUGACUGACAACUCCACUCCCACCACAAACCCUAGCUCCACUCCCACCACGACCGACAACUCAACUCCCUCCUCAACCCCCAGCUCCAUAGCCACCAUGACAGACAACUCCACUCACACCUCCACCCCCACCACGACCGACAAUUCCACUCCCACCUCAACCCCAAGCUCCACUCCCACUAAGACUGACAACUCCACUCCCACCUCAACCCCCACCUUCACCUCGACCAGGACCGACAACGUCACUCCCAACUCAACCCCCAGCUCCACUCCCACAACAACCGACAAAUCCACUCCCACCUCAACCCCCAUCACCACCCCCGACACGACCAACAGCACCACUCCUCCUUCAACCCCCAGUUCCACUACCACAACGAGUGACAAUUCCACUCCCACCUCCAUCCCCAUCUCUACUCCCACCACGACAGACAAUUCCACUCCCAUCUCAACCCUCAGUUCCACCCUCACCAUGACUGACAACUCCACUCCCACCUCAACCCCCAACACUACCCCCACCAUGACCAACAAUUCCACUCCCACCACGACCGACAAUUCCACUCCCACCUCAACCCCCAGCUCGACUCCCACCACUACAGACAAUUCCACUCCCGCCUCAAACCUCAGUUCCACUACCACUAUGACCGACAGCUCCACUUCUACCUCAACCCCCAACAUCACCCCCACCCCGACCGACAAUUCCACUCCCACCGCAGCUCCCAGCUCCACCCCCACCACCACCGACAACUCCACUCCCACCUCAAUCCCCAACACUACCCCCACCACAACAGACAAUUUCACUCCCACCUCAAACCCCAGCUCCACCCGCACUACGAGCGACAACUCCACUCCCACCACAACUCCCAGUUCCACUCCCCCCAGCACUGACAACUCCACUCCUACUUCAACCCCCAGCUCCACUCCCACCACAACUGACAAUUCCACUCCCACCUCAACCCCCAGCUCGACUCCCAUCACGACCGACAAUUCCACUCCCACCUCAACUCCCAGUUCCACUCCCCCCACCACUGACAACUCCACUCCUAACUCAACCCCCAGCUCCACUCCCACCACAACUGACAAUUCCACUCCCUCCUCAACCCCCAGCUCCACACCCACAACAGACAACUCCGCUCACACCUCCACCCCCACCACGACCGACAAUUCCACUCCGACCUCAACCCCAAGCUCCACUCCCACUAAGACUGACAACUCCACUCCCACCUCAACCCCCACCUUCACCCCGACCAGGAGCGACAACUCCACUCCCAACUCAAACCCCAGCUCCACUCCUACAACAACCGACAACUCCACUCCCACCUCAACCCCCAUCACCACCCCCGACAUGACCAACAGCACCACUCCUCCUUCAACCCCCAGUUCCACUACCACAACGAGUGACAAUUCCACUCCCACCUCCAUCCCCACCUCCACUCCCACCACGACAGACAAUUCCACUCCCAUCUCAACCCUCAGUUCCACCCUCACCAUGACUGACAACUCCUCCCCCAGCUCAACCCCCAACACCACCCCCACCACGACCGACAAUUCCACUCCCACCUCAACCCCCAGCUCGACUCCCACCACGACCGACAACUCCACUCCCACCUCAAACCCCAGCUCCACCCCUAGUAUGAGCGACAACUCCACUCCCAGCUCAACCCUCAGUUCCACCCUCACCAUGACUGACAACUCCACUCCCACCUCAACCCCCAACACUACCCCCACCAUGACCGACAAUUCCACUCCCACCUCAACACCCAGCUUGACUCCCAUCACCACAGACAAUUCCACUCCCACCUCAAACCUCAGUUCCACUACCACUAUGACCGACAGCUCCACUUCCACCUCAACCCUCAACAUCACCCCCACCACGACUGACAAUUCCACUCCCACCUCCACCCCCACCACGACCGACAACUCCACUCCCACCUCAAACCCCAGCUCCACUCCCACCAUGACCGACAACUCCACUCCCACCCCCACGUCCACUCCCACCACAACUGACAAUUCCACUUCCACCUCAAACCCCAGCUACACUCCCACCAUGACCGACAACUCCACUCCCACCUCCACCCCCAGUUCAACUCCCACCAUGACCGACAACUCCACUCUCACCUCAAUCCCCAGUUCUACCCUCACUACAAUCGACAACUCUACUCCCACCUCAUCCUCCACCUCCACCCCGACCACAACCGACAACUCCACCCCCACCUCAAGCCUCAACCCCAGCCCCACCAUAACCGACAACUCCUCUCCUCCUUCAACCCCCAGCUCCUCUCCCACCAUGACCAACAACUCCACUCCCACCUCAACCCCCAGUUCCACUCCCACCAUGACCAACAACUCCACUCCCACCUCAACCCCCAGUUCCACCCCCACCACGACUGAAAAUUCCACUCUCACAUCAACAUCCAGCUCCACCCCAACCACAACCAACAACUCCACCCCAACCACAACCACUAGCUCCACACCCACCACGACCCCCAACUCCACUGCAAUCAUGAACCCCAGCUCUGCCCCCACCAUAACCAACAACUCCACUCCCACCUCAACCCUCAGCUCCACUCCCACCAUGACCGACUUCACCCCCACCUCAACCCCGAGCUCCACCCUCACUAUGACUGACAAUUCCACUCCCACCUCAGCCCCCAUCAUGACUAACAGCACCACUCCUUCCUCAACCCCUAGCUCCACUCCCACCACAACCGACAACUCCACUCCCACCUCAACCCCCAGCUCCACCCCCACCACCACAGUCAACUUCACACCAACCUCAACCCCCAGCUCCACCCCCAUCAUGUCCGACAAUUCCACUCCCACCUUAACCCCCAGCUCCACUCCCACAACCCCCAGCUCCACUCCCACCACAACUGAGAACUCCACUCCUACCUCCACAACCGACAACUCCACUCCCACCUCAACCCCCAGCUCCCAUCCCACCAUGAGCAACAAUUCCACUCCCGCCUCAACCCCCACCUCCACCCCUACCACUACCAACAACUCCACUCCCAACUCAACCCCCAGCUCCACUCCCUCCUCAACCCCCAUCACAACCCUCGACAUGAGCAACAGCACCACUCCUCCCUCAACCCUCCUUUCCACUCCCACCACGAGUGACAACUCCACUCCCACCCCCACCUCCACUCCCACCACGACUGACAAUUCCACUCCCACUUCAAACCCCAGCUCCACUCCCACCAUGACCGCCAACUCCACUCCCACCCCCACCUCCACUCCCACCACGACUGACAAUUCCACUCCCACCUCAAACCCCAGCUCCACUCCCACCAUGACCGACAACUCCACUCCCACCUCCACCCCCAGUUCAACUCCCACCAUGACCGACAACUCCACUCCCACCUCAACCGCUAAUACCACCCCCACCAUAACCGACAACUCCACUCCCACGUCAACCUCCAUAUCCACUCUCACCAUAACCAACAACUCCACUCCCAUCUCAAUGCCCAGCUCCACUCCCACCACGACCAACUCCACACCCACCUCAACCCCCAGUUCUACCCUCACUACAAUCGACCACUCUACUCCCACCUCAACUUCCACCUCCUCCCCGACCACAACCAAUAACUCCACCCCCACCUCAACCCUCAGCUCCAGCCCCACCACAACCAACAACUCCACUCCUCCUUCAACCCCCAGCUCCUCUCCCACCACGACCAACAACUCCACUCCCACCUCAACCCCCAGUUCCACCCCCACCACGACCGACAAUUCCACUCUCACAUCAACGUCCAGCUCCACCCCAACCACAACCAACAACUCCACCCCAACCAGUGCCACAACCACUAGCUCCACACCCACCACGACCCCCAACUCCGCUGCAGUCAUGAACCCCAGCUCCACCCCCACCACAACCGACAACUCCACUCCCACCUCAACCCUCAGCUCCACUCCCACCAUGACCAACUUCACCCCCACCUCAACCCCGAGCUCCACCCUCACUAUGACUGACAACUCCACUCCCACAUCAACCCCCACCCUGAGCACAAUCGACAACUCCACCCGAGUGGGUGCCACAACCCCCAGCUCCACCCCCACUGUGACCAAAAACUCCACCCCCACCGUGACCCCCAGCUCCACUCCUACCUUUACUCCCAGUUCCACCCCCACCACAAGCUUCAACUCCACCCCCACCACAACCGACAACUCCACUCCCACCUCAACCACCAGCUUCAUGACCCCCAACUCCACUGCAAUCAUGAACCCCAGCUCACCUGACACUUCAACCCUCAGCUCCACUUCCACCUCAACCUCCAGCUCCCCUGACACCUUGACCUACAGCUCCACUGGGAUCCUCAGCUCCACAGGCUCCUCAACCCCCAAUUCUGCUGCCACCUCAACCCCCAGCUCUGCUGCCACCUCGACCCCCAGCUCCACAGGCAGCUCAAUCCCAAAUUCUGCUGCCACUUCGAUCCCCAGCUCCAUAGGCACCUUGACCCCCAGCUCCGUUUCCAGAGCUACCAGCUCUGCUACAAUCUCUCCACAAUCUACAGUCACUAUUUCCAAGAAUACUGGGCAUCCUACUUCUUCUGGGUCUCCUGCAGUCACGCCCACCCCCUCUGUUGUCAGCUCUGCAAGUUCACCUAGCUCCAGCACUUCUGGUGUCCCAGCCUCAUCUGCUCCCACCCUGGGUUCCAUCCCAACUAGCAGAGAUACGACUUCUUCUGGCCCACCAGCUACUGGACCAACCACCUCACCCAGUCUACAUGAAUCCACAACACCUUCAGGGUCUGGCGCUACCACCUCAUCUCUUGAGACCGUUUUUGUCACCUCACAGACCACAGCCUCUCCGGAUAGCAGCGCCCUCCCCUACUGGGCCAUCAUCCUCAUUUGCCUGGCCGCGCUGAUCCUGCUGACUUUCUGCUCUCUGUUGGUGUUUCUCCUAAAGUCGAGGCUGGCUGACGCCACCUCCUACUCCGUUCAGAAGGCUCAUCAAUUUCUCCAGAACCAGAGCUGACGCAAUCACAGUUGAGGGAAAAAUGGGCCAUCCAGAACCCUUGACUACAGCCACCCACAAGGGGGCUGCUCUGAUCCGGCACGCCUGGGCUAAUCCAGAGCCACUACACUCAUUAUUGAGCUGAGAAAGCCAGUAUUAAUCCUUAGCUGCCAGAUGAACAUAUGCUGCUCUCUGGGGGGCAGCGGUGGGAUGGAGCUUCGGUCCCCUUCUGGGACCAGGGAACACAGAUCAGUGGAAUCUACACCGAGAAACACAAGCAUCCUAUGGUCUGUUCACUCAUUAGGUGGCACCCAGAAGAAAGGAACAAAUCAAAAAAAGAUGGAUGGCUAUCGAAUGGGCUGGAUAGUGGUGGAGUUGUCCAGUGGUUAGCGCACAGGACUCCUGUCUUCUAUCACCCGUUGUGGGAGUGAAGUGGGGUCUAGCAGGUUGAGCAGGGGGAGCCAGGACAUCUGGGUUUUAUUCCUCUGACUGCACAGCAUCCAUUGAACAAAUAUUUUCUUUGCUGGUCUGCACUGCUGUAUUUCUGUGACCUCUUCAUAGCAGGGCCUGUCUCUCUCUCUGUGUCUGGGCAGCGCCCGACACAACAGGGCCCUGAUUUCAGCUGGGGGAG
This is a messenger RNA of Gopherus evgoodei (Goodes thornscrub tortoise), 12401 nucleotides long. It is a transcript of the gene MUC22, whose product is annotated as mucin 22. The record is from RefSeq and is a predicted model, not a curated record. The transcript is spliced from 11 exons. Lineage: Eukaryota; Metazoa; Chordata; Testudines; Testudinidae. The coding region runs from base 1049 to 11791 and encodes 3580 amino acids.